Molecule: messenger RNA, 2352 nt
Organism: Opisthocomus hoazin
Lineage: Eukaryota; Metazoa; Chordata; Aves; Opisthocomiformes; Opisthocomidae
Source: RefSeq, a predicted model, not a curated record
AUGGAGGAUGGGAGCGAGGACCCCGAAGGAUCAGAGGUGCUCUUGGACCUGUGCGUGGUGGACAUCCCUCAAGAGCCGAACCCGACGGCGCCGCUUGAGGGUCAACCACAAGAAGCCUCCGAAGAACCAAGCGAUGAGUCCCGCGGACGCCCGUCGCCGAGAAAGGGUGGGCGGCUGCGAGCCCGCCGCGGGAGCCGCGCGACGGAGAGGACCUACGGCCUCAAGAAGAGUGGGAAGAACGUCGCCGGGAAGGCGGAAGGGGCCAUGCUCAAGGCCCUCUAUAGCUGCCCCGACUGCGAGAAGAUCUUCAGCCGGAGAUCUUUCCUCAUCUCCCACCAGCGCAUCCACACCGGUGAGAAGCCCUUCACCUGCCACGAGUGCGGGAAGGGUUUCCGAGUUGGGUCGGCCCUCAACAAGCAUCAGAGGAUCCACACGGGCGAGAAACCUUACGAGUGCUCGGACUGCGGGAAGCGUUUCCGCCUCACCUCCACCCUCAGCACCCAUCGGAAGACCCACACUGGGGAGAAACCCUACGUCUGCCUCGUUUGCGGGAAGAGCUUUCGGUUGAGCGUGUAUCUGCUGGCCCACGAAGCCACCCACAAGGUGGACAACGCUUUUCGGUGUCUGGCGUGCGGGAAGAACUUCAGCUUGAGGAGGUACCUGACCAUUCAUCAACGGAUCCAUACGGGGGAGAAGCCCUACAAGUGCUCGGCGUGCGGGAAGCGCUUCAGCCGGAGAUCGAUCCUCGUUGUUCACCAGCGGGUCCACACCGGGGAGAAACCCUACAAGUGCCCCGAAUGCGGGAAGAGCUUCCUCAUGAGUUCAGACCUCCUCGCCCACCGGAGGAUCCACACUGGGGAGAAACCCUACAGCUGCCUCGAGUGCGAGAAGAGCUUUCGGUUGAGCUCCCACCUUACGAGACACCAACGAAGCCACACCGGGGAGAGACCCUACAGAUGCGUGGAUUGCGGGCAGAGCUACACAGACAGCUCCGGCCUCAUCAAACACAAGAAGAUCCACGCGGAAAAGAAGCAGAGGACAUCUCACGAAGCCCGCCCGGGGGAGGGCCGGUAUCAAUGUCCCUACUGUAGCAAGAGCUUCCACACCAAGUCAGCUCAGGUCCUUCACCGCGGCACCCACACCGACGAGCGACCCUAUAGGUGCUCCAAGUGCGAGAAGACCUUCCGCCACAGCGCGACCCUCCUGAAACACCAACGGAUCCAUACGGGCGAGAGACCCUUCCAGUGUCCCAUCUGCGAGAAGUCCUACACCGACAGCUCGACCCUGCGGAGACACCGGAGGAGCCACGGCGAGGAGAAACCCUACGAGUGUCCCGCUUGCGGGGAGUGUUUCGGUGCCGUCGCGGCUCUCCUGAAGCAUCAGCGGUUCCACACCGAGGGGAGACCUUACAGGUGCUCCGACUGCGGGAAAAAUUUCCACUCCAAUUUUCUCCUCGUCACCCACCGACGGAUCCACACGGGAGAAAGACCCUACGCUUGCCCCGAAUGCGGCCGGAGCUUCAGCCGGAGCUCCAACCUGGUGGUCCACCAGCGGUUGCACACCGGCGAGAAGCCCUACAAGUGCUUGGAGUGCGGGAAGAGCUUCAGCCGGAGCUCCCACCUCCUCACCCACCAACGCCUUCACACCGGGGAGAAGCCCUACAAGUGUCCCGAGUGCGGGAAGAGCUUCAGCGACAGCUCCACCCUCAUCACCCACCAACGCCUGCACACCGGGGAGAAACCCUACAAGUGUCCCGAUUGCGGGAAGGGCUUCAACCAGAGCUCCAACCUCACGUCCCACCAGCGCACCCACACCGGCGAGAGACCCUACAAGUGUCCCGAGUGUGGGAAGAGCUUCAGCGUCAGCUCCUACCUGAUCCGCCACCAGAAGAUCCACACCGGGGAGAGGCCCUAUAAGUGCGAGGAGUGCGAGAAGACCUUCAGCCAGAGCUCCAGCCUCAUCAUCCACCAGCGCGUCCACACCGGCGAGAAGCCCUACAGGUGCGUUGACUGCGGGAAGUGGUUUAGGAACAGCUCGGAUCUCAUCAGGCAUCAACGGACGCAUACGGGCGAGAGACCCUACCGCUGUCCCGACUGCGGGAAGAGCUUCAACCGCAGCUCCAACCUGAUGACCCACCAACGCAUCCAUACCGGGGAGAAGCCCUACGAGUGUCCCGAGUGCGGGAGGAGCUUCACUGUGAGUUCUGCCUUGAUUAAACACCAACGGACCCACCGGGAAGGGAAGUCCUACGACUGCCCCGACUGCGGGAAGAGCUUUAUACGUUGUUCGAACUUCAUUACCCAUCGGAGGACCCACGUUGGGUAGAGACCUGGUGACCUACGGUUGGGUUGA